UUGUUUUGUUAAAAUGCGAUAGUAAACAGUUGAUUUUUAUACAUUAAAUGCGUAUUUUUGUACAGCGAUUGAUAGAUUUUUAGUUCUAGUGGAUUUCUUUGGAAGUUAAUAUUCGAGGAAUAUUAGCAUCUUGCAGUGAGCAAUUAUCUAAGCUCUAUAUUCUGUGCAUUCCAUUAACAAAUUCUCACAAGAAUGUCUCUCUACAAACUAAGAGUUAGUGGCCUAGAAGACAUUUUACAACAGGAUGUGAUUGAUUUAAAAUCGUUGAGGAAUUAUUGCUUCUAUGGCAUUCCAGAUUGUAGUGGGCUACGAUCCCUCUGUUGGAAACUGAUACUGGGUUAUUUGGGACCUAAACGAGACUCGUGGUCUGCUACUCUAGCUAAAAAAAGAGAGCUGUACAGGCAAUUUAUUGAGGAAAUGGUAAUUCCACCUGGAGAUCAAAAUGAAUCAGAAUGCAUUGAUCAUCCCUUGAGCGAUGGACCAGAGAGUAGCUGGAACACUUUCUUCAGAGACAACGAAGUAUUACUGCAGAUAGAUAAAGAUGUUCGACGAUUGUGUCCGGAUAUUUCUUUCUUUCAACAGGCUACCGAAUUUCCCUGUGAAUCUGUUGUUAAUUAUAGUCGUGAGCGAAAACUACACGUCAGAGUUGCCCCAAGCACGCUUAGUUCGGCAAACGUGGAACGAAAAGGAUUAGGUGUUACGAAGAUCAAUUUAAUCACGAAACGCGCUGUUCAAAGUUAUGAAGCGAUGGACGAGGGUCAUGAGGCUCACUGGGAGGUAGUUGAGCGAAUAUUGUUCCUGUACGCAAAGUUGAACCCUGGACAGGGAUAUGUGCAAGGUAUGAACGAAAUAAUUGGUCCUAUCUAUUACGUCCUAGCAUCGGAUCCGAACAUCGAGUAUCGCCAGUAUGCUGAAGCAGACUGUUUCUAUUGUUUCACGGCACUGAUGGGAGAGAUAAGAGACUUUUUCAUUAAAACUCUUGAUGAAUCGGAGGGUGGAAUUAAAGGAAUGAUGGCCAAGCUGUCGAAUAUGCUGAAGGAGAAAGACAUUGAAGUUUGGACUAAGCUGAGAGACCAAGAACUGUAUCCGCAAUAUUAUAGCUUCCGAUGGCUUACGCUUCUGCUAUCACAAGAAUUCCCACUGCCCGAUGUUUUGAGAAUUUGGGACUCGGUGUUUUCUGACGAAAAGCGCUACGAAUUCCUAGUGAAAGUUUGCUGCGCUAUGAUUGUUUUACUUCGAGAUCAAAUUCUAGAGAACGACUUUGCGAACAACGUGAAACUGUUGCAGAAUUUUCCCCCAAUGGACAUUAAAGUUGUACUGAAAAAAGCGAGCAGUCUCGAGUAGCUUUUAUUGUUAUUGGACACACAUACACUACCGAACAAUCACUCUCAUAUAGCAGAAUAUGAGAUUCGGAGACUCUCCUUCUGGACAAUUUUGAUAAAACCAUUUCUGUGUAACUAUUCAAUAUAAUUGCGAUCUUUUAUUUGCUUAA
This is a messenger RNA of Topomyia yanbarensis, 1492 nucleotides long. RefSeq names its product TBC1 domain family member 13. Gene Ontology annotation, molecular function: GTPase activator activity. The coding region runs from base 193 to 1344 and encodes 383 amino acids. The record is from RefSeq and is a predicted model, not a curated record. The transcript is spliced from 7 exons. NCBI's taxonomy places the organism in Eukaryota, Metazoa, Arthropoda, Insecta, Diptera, Culicidae. Gene Ontology annotation, biological process: intracellular protein transport; activation of GTPase activity.